Monodelphis domestica (gray short-tailed opossum) is the source of this 681-nucleotide messenger RNA. RefSeq names its product sex-determining region Y protein (gene SRY). The record is from RefSeq and is a predicted model, not a curated record. Gene Ontology annotation, molecular function: DNA-binding transcription activator activity, RNA polymerase II-specific; RNA polymerase II cis-regulatory region sequence-specific DNA binding. Gene Ontology annotation, cellular component: nucleus. Lineage: Eukaryota; Metazoa; Chordata; Mammalia; Didelphimorphia; Didelphidae. Gene Ontology annotation, biological process: negative regulation of transcription by RNA polymerase II; neuron differentiation; positive regulation of transcription by RNA polymerase II.
AUGUAUAAUUUUCUGGAAAUAAAAAGCUCUUUUGUGGAAGAGGAUUUGAGGGUCAGUGAGUCUGUGAAAAAUAACUGGGACAAUAGAUCAGGCAGUAUAAGUCGGGUGAAACGGCCUAUGAAUGCUUUUAUGGUGUGGUCAAGGAGUCAACGGCGUAAAGUGGCUCAGGAGAACCCAAAAAUGCACAAUUCGGAAAUCAGCAAGCUACUUGGAGCAUCCUGGAAACUGCUGACAGACAACGAGAAGCAACCGUUCAUUGAUGAAGCCAAGCGGUUGCGCGCCAAACACAGAGAAGAGCAUCCAGAUUAUAAAUAUCAACCUCGUCGAAAGACAAAAUCUUUUAUGAAAAAUAGACAGAGGUGUUAUCCAAAGGACCGCUGUACAUAUGGGACAAGUUCAUUGACACAAGAGCAAGACACACAAAAAGAUCUCUACUCAACUACCCCUCAAAGCUAUGAAAGUAACGCUUUGAUUUCAGAAAUCUCCACCUUCAAUUAUGCACAAGACCCCUGUACCACGCACUUCGGUAACUGGAUUAAUGUGAUGAACCUUCCACCGGAACAAGAAAACCCAGAAAUGUGGCCGCUGCAAAAUUCCGGGACUGUGCUAAGUUUGGGAGUCUUGUAUGCUUUCGAAAGGUAUCCUUCCCGAACCCCAGGGGUGCACAUCUGUACCCCUUAA